This is a messenger RNA of Temnothorax curvispinosus, 1482 nucleotides long. RefSeq lists its product as uncharacterized. Lineage: Eukaryota; Metazoa; Arthropoda; Insecta; Hymenoptera; Formicidae. The transcript has a single exon. The coding region runs from base 1 to 1482 and encodes 493 amino acids. The record is from RefSeq and is a predicted model, not a curated record.
AUGGCUAGUGUCGCGCGGUCGAACCCGAUCGUAUUGUUGUCGACGGUACAAGCCGAAGCGCUCGACGCACACGGAAAUCCCUUCCCCGUUCGUAUUCUGUUAGAUAGCGCGAGCCAGCUAAACUUUAUUUCCGAAAGUUGCAUGCAGAGGGGUGGUUUCGGACGAACCAAGUGCCAUACGGUAGUUCUCGCGGUAAAUGAUACAAGGGCGGCUGCAACUCGAGGCCGCACCUCACUCGUAAUACAAGCACAGGGCAGGGAAAGCACGCGCACCCCAGUAGAGGCUACGAUUCUUCCGCGCAUCUCCGCCCCGUUACCUAGCAGUCAGGUCGAGCGAAGAGCGUGGAAACAUUUGAACGGAUUGCGGCUAGCUGAUCCGCGGUAUCACCGACCCGAUCCCAUCGACAUCCUGAUCGGCGCAGAAAUCUUCGCGUCGUUACUUCGGGAUGGCCGUCGCGUGGGAAAGAAGGGCGAACCAGACGCCUUCAAUUCCGUCUUCGGCUGGGUUCUCGUCGGUUCGGUAUCGACGCAGGCGCCGGGAUCCACACAUUCGUUUAUGACUCUCGAUUCGUUGGACGCAUCUCUUAGUCGAUUUUGGCAACUAGACGAGAUUCCAUCGGUCCCACCGUAUUCGCAGGAGGAUAAACGUUGCGAAGAAUUAUUCGCUCAGACCACGCGUCGGGACGCGUCCGGUCGUUUUGUCGUAUCGUAUCCUUUCAAAAGGGAUAAACCUUGUUUUGUCGGCACGCGUCAAGUAGCCCUAAAUAGAUUUCGCGCACUUGAGCGUCGCUUUAAAUUAGAUGCAGAGUUUAAAUUGAACUAUAACAAAUUCAUGCAGGAUUAUUUGAAUAACGGUUAUAUGAAACUGAUUAAACGGCCGUUCCCGGUGGACGGACCUGUAUUCUAUUUGCCCCAUCAUGGGGUAGUCAAAUCGGAUAGCACUACCACAAAAUUGCGGGUCGUAUUUGACGCCUCGGCGAAGGAUUUGAACGGCGUUUCGUUGAACGACGUAUUGCGAUCCGGGCCUAAGUUACAGACGGAUAUAGUCGUGAUAUUGUUGAGGUUCCGGGUAGGCCGCGUGGCGCUCACUGCGGACGUCAGACAAAUGUUUCUUCGGAUCUUGGUCGAGCGCGGUCAAUGUGACUACCAGAGAAUAGUCUGGCGUUUCUCGGAGAAUGAUCCGAUAUUAGACUACUUGAUGUUGACCGUCACUUUUGGAUUGACGUGUUCUCCGUUCCUGGCAAUCGCCUGCUUGUUGAAAUUGGCAACGGAAGGCAAAGUGAGCUACCCUCUGGCCGCGGCGGUCUUGGAGGAGAGCGUCUAUGUCGACGACGUGGUGGCGAGCGCCGAAUCUGAGGGGGAAGCCCGUGAGCUUCAGCGGCAGCUACAAGCUUUGCUUAAAACCGCGGGUUUCGGGCUCAGGAAAUGGGCCAGCAGCCAUCCGUCAGUCUUAGCAGGUCUCGAUCCAGAGCUUUGCAGUUAA